This is a messenger RNA of Culex quinquefasciatus (southern house mosquito), 1752 nucleotides long. RefSeq names its product serine protease 53. The transcript has 7 exons. Gene Ontology annotation, biological process: proteolysis. The record is from RefSeq and is a predicted model, not a curated record. Bases 52 to 1740 code for a protein of 562 amino acids. Lineage: Eukaryota; Metazoa; Arthropoda; Insecta; Diptera; Culicidae. Gene Ontology annotation, molecular function: serine-type endopeptidase activity.
CCAAGCAGUUCACAAUUGAGUUAAACUUUUCUUAGCAUUGCUGUGGUAGAAAUGAAGAUUCGGUUAAUUGUGUGGCUUGUAAUUACUGUUUUUAACAGUUUAGUUGAGGGACAAUUCGAGUACUUUACGGAUGAUCCUCCGGAUGAUUACUUCAAGCGAAAAUCUCUAGAUGAUUGCCCAAUUCGGUUUUAUUGGGACAUGGACAAGUUCAACGUGCAUUACGCGUUUGGUGGAGUGCGAGCAGUUCGGGGCGAGUUCCAGCACAUGGCCGCUAUUGGUUGGAACAACUCUGGCAGCAUCAAGUAUUUGUGUGGAGGGUCACUGAUUACGUCAAGAUUCGUUCUGACUGCAGCCCAUUGCGUUGCCGAUGGAGAAGGGAAACCUCCCGCAACUGUUCGGCUUGGUGACACAAACCUUAAUUCAACAGAAGAUGCGCAGUUCAGUCAGCAGGUGCGAAUCAAGGCUCUCAAAAGGCAUCCACAGUAUCGCUUCAGCAGAAAGUAUUACGACAUUGCGUUGGUCGAGCUGGAAGAGGAGGUCAAGUUCAACGAGGCAAUAUGUCCGGCUUGUUUAUGGUUGGAGGAGAACGCUCCAACGGAGCAGAUGAAUGCCGUUGGAUUUGGUGUUACCGGCUUUGGGGAAGAACUUAGUCCGACACUGCAGAAGGUGAACCUUUCGGAACUAGACAAGGACGAUUGUCUGAGGAGAUUACCCAAGAACAGUCGUACCCUUCCUGAAGGAUUGGUGCAAUCGCAGUUCUGCGCGGCAAGCGAUCAUCAAGAUACUUGUGAGGGUGAUUCAGGAGGUCCGUUGCAGAUCGAACGGCUUGAUGUGAACAAUGUCAUGGUUCCUUUAAUAGCUGGAGUAGUGUCCUUUGGAACUCCAUGUACCGAGGGAUCAACCGGGGUGUACACACGGGUUGCUGCUUACAGAGAUUGGAUUGAGAAGGAAACUGGACGAUCUUUUAGUUAUUCAACAUGCGCCAGAACCUCGGGAUGUCACACAAGAAAACAUGUCCGAAGUAAUAUCGAUAGUCCACCUUCUGCACCGUUUCAUCGAGUUGGACUGCUGUGGAACCAUACCGACUUGAAUGAGUUCCAGUGUGGCGGUACCUUAGUGGACUACAAAUUCGUCCUCACGUCGGCACACUGUGCACGUUUCAAGCAAGGUUUCCCAAAGCUGAUCGUAGUGGGUGAUUCCAAGCAAAUCGUUUCGAUCGAAAGUGUUCACAUCCAUCCCAUGUACACGCCGGACAAACCGGAAAACGAUUUGGCACUGCUCAAAUUGACGAAAUAUUUGAACCCUCGGGGAGACAUGCUGCCAGCUUGCUUGUGGCGAGAAGACGAAGUUAAGGAUGAAUACGGACAAAUGCACUAUUCCACGUAUAGUAGUAGAUUUGAUUCUCUGAAAUACUUUCAUGAAGAUGUCUAUAAUCGGUAUGUCAUUGGAACGAAAAUUGAAGAAAACGGAAAGUGUACGAAUACAAGGUUCAGAAGCAAGAAUCUUCUCUGUGGACAGAACAAUGUCAAGGUCAUUCCAACGGUGUGCAAGAUUGACUACGGAGGUCCAGUGUCGAACAAAGCCAAUUUCCAGUGGACUCCGUACGUUUACGGAGUGGUUUCGACACUAAGUGAGAGCUGCGAAAACGAACUGGUUGGAACGAGAAUCGCACCUCAUCUGCAGUGGAUCGAGGAUACCAUUUUGAAUCACAACAACGAUCAGCUGAUAUUUGUUUCGUAGAGUUGGUAAAAC